GCUCUAUUAUUUACCUCAAGGCAAUCCCCAAGUUCGCAUUCCGUGAAUUCCUGCAAAGUCAUUCACGGUUUUCCUCUCCACCAAAUCAUUAGCUGGGAGGAUUUCUGUGCUAUUGAAUUUCUGGGUAUCUUCCAAGAUUCAUCGCUCAUUCUGGGUGUGGCUGCGAUUUCUUAAUCUGGAUCGUUAUUGUUAGUGCGUGGAAGCCAAAAUUCUGGGUUUUCUGCGUUAAAUUUCGUAAUUUAUACGUUGAUUUCCUAUUUCAUCUUCGACGAUGACGAUGACGAUCCAGUCGACACCUGGAAGCUCAGGAUAUUUGGAUUUGUAUCCUGAAAGGAAAAUGUCUUAUUUUAAGAACCCUUAUAUUCUGGGCCUCACUGCCGUCGCUGGCAUUGGUGGGCUGCUUUUCGGCUAUGAUACAGGUGUCAUAUCAGGAGCCCUUUUGUAUAUUAAAGAUGAUUUUGUGGAAGUUAGAAAUAGUAGUUUCCUUCAGGAAACAAUUGUUAGCAUGGCAUUGGUUGGUGCAAUUCUCGGAGCUGCAGCUGGUGGUUGGGUUAAUGAUGCUUAUGGACGAAAGAAGGCAACCCUUAUUGCUGAUGUUAUCUUUGCUCUUGGAUCAUUUGUCAUGGCUGCUUCACCAGGUCCUUAUAUUCUCAUAUUUGGACGUCUAUUAGUUGGGAUUGGUGUGGGUAUAGCAUCUGUCACCGCUCCUGUGUAUAUCGCUGAAGCUUCACCAUCAGAAAUAAGGGGAGCACUAGUAAGCACAAAUGUGCUUAUGAUAACUGGUGGACAGUUUCUUUCCUACCUUAUAAAUCUUGCUUUUACUGAGGUCCCUGGAACUUGGCGAUGGAUGCUGGGAGUUGCAGGUGUGCCUGCGGUUGUGCAGUUCUUCCUCAUGCUCUUCCUACCUGAAUCCCCCAGAUGGCUUUUUAUCAAGAAUAGGAACAAUGAAGCCAUUGUUGUGCUUACUAAGAUAUAUGACUAUGCUCGCUUAGAGGAUGAAGUUGAGUUCCUAACAGCUCAAUAUGAGCAAGAAAGCCAAAAGAGGAAUGAUAUCAAAUACUGGGAUGUGUUUAAGUCAAAAGAAAUUAGGCUUGCUUUCCUUGUUGGAGCUGGAUUGCAGGCUUUUCAGCAAUUUACAGGUAUAAACACAGUCAUGUACUACAGCCCAACAAUUGUCCAAAUGGCUGGCUUCCAUUCCAAUCAGUUGGCUCUUCUUCUAUCCCUCAUUGUUGCUGGUAUGAAUGCUGCUGGUACAAUUCUCGGCAUCUACCUUAUUGAUCAUGCAGGGCGGAAAAAAUUGGCCCUUUCUAGCUUAGCUGGAGUAAUCGCCUCUUUGAUCAUACUUGCUGUGUCAUUUAUCAACCAAUCUUCUGGCUCCACAAAUGACUUGUAUGGAUGGCUUGCAAUUGUGGGUUUAGCCCUGUAUAUUGCUUUCUUCUCACCUGGAAUGGGACCUGUGCCAUGGACUAUGAACUCAGAAAUAUAUCCUGAAGAAUAUCGAGGAAUAUGCGGGGGCAUGUCAGCUACUGUGUGCUGGGUUUCAAAUUUGAUUGUGUCCCAGACCUUUCUAUCAAUUGCUGAUGCUGUAGGGACCGGUCAAACUUUCUUGAUUCUUGCCAGUAUAGCUGUGCUGGCUUUUCUCUUUGUGGCUGUGUACGUUCCAGAGACCAAAGGAUUAACAUUCGAUGAAGUGGAGCUGAUAUGGAAGGAGAGAGCUUGGGGCAAGAAUCCAGAUACACAAGCCCUUGUUGGGCAUGGCAAUGACUCCUAGAAGAGCAUCCAUAUAAGAUUCAAGAGUGUGAUAAUGAAUCCUAGGUGUGCCCGAUCUUUCUUUCAUUCCCCCACUUAUCUUUCCCAAUGUCAGUUUACAAGAGUGCAGUCGUGAAUUAUCGUGGAUGAAUAUUUGGAACAGUCUCAGUUAAUUUAUCAUUUGUAUAGGCAGCUUAGUGGUGAGAUUAUAUUGUUUAACUUUGGAAUCAUUCCGAAAUUUUAAGUGACAUUGUAUCUCCUGAAUUUUUAGUGUGACAUUGUAUCUUCUGUAUUGAGUGACGUAAAAUAAUGGCCUACGUUGUCACUUUACCAUCUCGUGUUUUA
Molecule: messenger RNA, 2094 nt
Organism: Neltuma alba
Lineage: Eukaryota; Viridiplantae; Streptophyta; Magnoliopsida; Fabales; Fabaceae
Product: inositol transporter 1
Exons: 6
Coding region: 272-1771 (499 amino acids)
Biological process (GO): transmembrane transport
Cellular component (GO): membrane
Molecular function (GO): transmembrane transporter activity
Source: RefSeq, a predicted model, not a curated record